UCUGUCACUUUCGUUUUGCGGUGUUUUGUCCGCACCAAACCAUAAUUUACAUUAUUUAUUGAUAUUUAUGAAUUGAUUGUGAUCAAAAAUUAAUAGUGACGCUAUGGAUGGUUCUAAUAAGCGACAACGACCCGAUUAUAAAGCCUAUGUCCUUAGCCGUUCUUACACUACAAAGCGACAAAAAAACGCUUCCACAGACUUCCAUGGCACCAUCGUGAAGACUAAAACAAUAUCUCCAGCAGCAAUAAUUUGUGACUCAGGAGGAUACAGUAUAAAAGUGGGAAGUAGUACAAGAUCUGAACCAGAAAUAGUUCCCAACUGUAUUAUGAAAGCAAAAUCAGAAAGGAAGAGGUUAUUUGUUGGGAAUCAAAUUGAAGAGUGUCGUGACCUUUCAGGGCUUUAUUACCUUUUACCCUGCGAAAAGGGCUUCAUUACCAAAUGGGAUGUGCAAAAACCAAUUUGGGACCAAGUUUUUAACAGUCAUCCGGUCAAUGAUAAACCUCUCAUUAUGACCCAACCUAUAUUUAAUUUCAAAUCAAUCCAGGAAUGUAUGGACGAAAUAUUCUUUGAGGAAUAUGAAGUUAAAUCCAUGCUGAGGACAUGCCCUAGUGAUUUAGCUAGAUAUCAAUAUGUUUAUGAGAGAGGUAGAAAUGUUUCAUGUAUAGUUAUUGACUCAGGGUAUAGCUUCACACACAUUGUUCCUUAUAUUAAAGGAAAAAAAUAUUAUCCUGGUAUUAAGCGAAUAUUUGUAGGGGGAAAGUUAUUAACAAAUUAUUUAAAAGACAUCCUCUCAUAUCGGAAGUUACAUGUGAUGGAAGAAACUUAUGUCAUCAACCAAGUUAAAGAAGAUACAUGCUUUGUCUCCCAAUCAUUAAAAGAUGACAUGAUGACAGCCAAAAGUUCUGGUUCAAAUAGCAUUUUAAGAAACUACAUUUUACCAGAUUUUAAUAAUAUUCGUAGAGGGUAAGAAGUUUUAUUGGAAAAAUAU
Onthophagus taurus is the source of this 988-nucleotide messenger RNA. NCBI's taxonomy places the organism in Eukaryota, Metazoa, Arthropoda, Insecta, Coleoptera, Scarabaeidae. The record is from RefSeq and is a predicted model, not a curated record.